Molecule: messenger RNA, 2367 nt
Organism: Suillus clintonianus
Lineage: Eukaryota; Fungi; Basidiomycota; Agaricomycetes; Boletales; Suillaceae
Exons: 5
Coding region: 61-2091 (676 amino acids)
Biological process (GO): RNA 3'-end processing
Cellular component (GO): nucleolus; TRAMP complex
Molecular function (GO): mRNA binding; poly(A) RNA polymerase activity
Source: RefSeq, a predicted model, not a curated record
AAAGCUUCUGAUCCAAACAAACACCCUUUGUUCUGACAGUGGCGUGUUGGACAGCCCACGAUGUCGGACACUGUUUCCCAAUCACGGCAAAAAUAUCGAGCAGCACGGAAUCAGCGACGUAAGCGAGUAAAAGAACGAGAGGACGAGAGGGAGCAAGCAAAAGAAACAGCCGUUGAGCACGAUUACGAUAGGACCCCAAAGGAACCACCUUCAAAACGGGCGAGAACCAAUGGCAGAGGCAAAGAAAAGGAUUCUGAACUUGAGCUAGGUGAACUGCCCAAUGACUCAAAUAGACCGUUCGAAAUCGGCGACGAAUUCAUACCAUUUACGACCAGUGAUGAUGAAGCUGAAGCACCCAAAACGCACGUCUCCCAUCACAGUAAGGUGGAAACAACAAAAGAGAAGGUGCCGGAACGAGAAUGGGACAAAGGGAAACCAAGUGAAAGGGAUAGGGAUGGACCGCGCGACAGAAGCGGUCGUGGAACAAAACGAACGUACGAAAUGGUUUUUGGUGAAGAUUUGCGGGACUUCAGCAAACACAGACAGGACCACCGCCCUGCUUCGAGAAAGGCUCCUUGGAUUGCAAAAGUCGACUGGGACAGCUGUCGCAAUGUUGCAGAGAUGUUGCAUCGCGAGGUUGAGGCAUUUGUCCGUUACAUGUCACCAACUGAAGUUGAAGAGGAAAUCCGUGAACUGGUGAUAUCUCUCGUUUCAAGGGCGAUCACGAAUGCAUUCCCAGAUGCCCGGAUACUACCCUUUGGAAGUUAUGAAACCAAACUAUACCUCCCUAAUGGGGACAUAGAUCUCGUGAUCGACUCGGAAUCGAUGGCCUACAGCGAUAAAGUGAAUGUUCUACGCACUCUCGCCAACGUUAUCAAACGCGCGAAGAUCGCUUCCAAAGUUACCAUCAUUGCCAAAGCCAAAGUGCCCAUCAUCAAAUUCGUCACGAUUUAUGGCAGGUUAAACGUUGAUAUCAGCAUAAAUCAGGGUAAUGGCAUCGUCGCUGGCAAGAUCGUGAACGGCUUCCUCAGCAACAUGCGCGGGUGUGGGUUUGCGCUUCGAAGUCUCGUCAUCAUCGCGAAAGCGUUUCUAAAUCAGCGGGGGAUGAAUGAAGUGUAUACCGGCGGUCUGGGGAGCUACAGCAUCGUCUGUUUGGCAGUCAGCUUUCUCCAGAUGCAUCCCAAGAUCCAGAGGGGGGAGAUAGAUGCAGAGAAGAAUCUUGGAGUUUUGGUUAUGGAGUUCUUCGAGCUCUAUGGUUGCUAUUUCAACUAUGCAGAAGUUGGAAUAUCUGUGCGUAACGGCGGGUCAUAUUUUAGCAAAAGACAAAGGGGAUGGUAUGAUUUCACCAAGAAGAACCUUUUGUCGAUUGAGGACCCUACCGAUCCUUCGAAUGAUAUUUCCAAAGGCUCUUACGGAAUUGCGAAAGUUCGGCAGACUCUUGCAGGAGCCCAUGGAAUCAUGACAUCAAUGGCCUUUAUGCGGGCUGGGAUCUUGGGUGCACGCAGGGAAGGACGGACAUACCCUUUACGUCGACAAGGGGAGCCAGAGGAUAUGAGUAUUUUGUCCAGUAUACUUGGCGUUAACCAAGAGACGUUGAAUAACCGAUUAUUACUCCAAGAGGUUUAUGACCAGCGGUUGCUCCAUAAGCUGCUCGGAACUUCGCCCAAAGCCCGUGUAGUUGUCGCUGGCGUCCUCGACGCUUCCACUGCUCAGGAAAGAUCGUCAACAACUGCAGCCAGGACCACAUGGACCCGGGAGCGUAGCGUGGAUAUGAUGAUCGAAACCGACGAGGAGUCACUAUCACAAGAACCUAGCGGUUCGCGUCAAGAUAAUGACGAGCUUGGUAAAUAUCAUAUCGAGAAGCGGCGCACUGUACAGCGGCAUGAAGCUAGUCAGUCAGGCCAACAACCUGAAUUCACCGCCGACGAAGACGACUCAGUUGACGAGGAACUAGACGAGGAAGAAGGGACCUAUGAGAUGGGUUUAGAUGAUGAGGCCUCUGGUGAUGAAACGCGAAGUAGGAUGAGCAGACGCAGAGCAUAUUGGCUGUCGAAGGGGAUUGGGGACGACAGCGAUGAUGACCGCAACUGAUUGUGUGCUAUUUGAAGGUUACGGCUCGGAGCCGAAUAAGCUUGAAGUAGUCAAAGUUAACCAUGUAUUUGGAGGAUGGAGAUGAGGGGGUCACACGUCGACAUCUUGAUCAUCAGAUGAUCAUCUUAGCUUCAUGCACGACCGUUGCUAGCCGUUGUUAGCCAGCUGUUUUUCUCAGUCACUUUGCACUUUGUUAGUGGUAAUUCCAUUGGCAAUUGCAGAUUUGCGAACUCCCGCCUGUUAUUGGGUUCUUCGUCCAUUUGACCACAACAUUGC